Cyphomyrmex costatus is the source of this 1755-nucleotide messenger RNA. RefSeq names its product phosphatidylinositol glycan anchor biosynthesis class Q (gene PIG-Q). The record is from RefSeq and is a predicted model, not a curated record. Lineage: Eukaryota; Metazoa; Arthropoda; Insecta; Hymenoptera; Formicidae. Gene Ontology annotation, biological process: GPI anchor biosynthetic process. Bases 111 to 1712 code for a protein of 533 amino acids. The transcript has 6 exons. Gene Ontology annotation, cellular component: membrane; endoplasmic reticulum.
CACAGGAUGAUUACACACACAUUUGGGUGCAUUCAGAACAGAAAAAAGAGUGGAAAAUGUAUCUCAAAGUGAUUGAAUAAUGAAAUAAUACUUACCUCUUGUAAUAUAAAAUGACUUGCCGACUGGAUAAUCUGGCUGCAAAAAUGACAAACAAUUUGUUAAUAUUUGUUCCACAAACGUUGUGCACCGAACGGUCUGGCUAUGUACUUGGUAAAGUAAUACACGACACCUGCAGUGGCUUGAAAAAGUUUUACAUUAUCAGUUUGCGUAAGGUGGGCUCAGUAGAAUCAACUAAGUCUACAUUAGAUAUUAUCGGAUGUCAUUCUAAUGAGACCGAGGCUGUUGAAGAAUUUUUAGAACGAAAACAUGCAAACUGGGUACACAUUGCGACAAAACCUUCAGAGAAUGGACGGAACAAAGAAUACCAUCUAUUGAACAUCAUUCUUAAUAAUAAAAAAAUUGAUCUAUCAGCAAUGCGCACGAUGAUCAUUUUAUAUAACCAGCAAGCGCUGCUAGAAACAGAAUUGUUUGAGAGUAAAACAACAUCGGGCGAUCAUUUUCACGAACUUGCUAAGCUUAUACAGAGUAAGAAGGACGAAUUGAGAAUAAAGUCUAGAUUUGUUCAUAUCUGGGAGACUCUGUUGACUUAUCAUAUAUCCUUUUACUUGCAUCUUGUUUUGUUACUAUCCAAAAUAACAGACAGAUUAUUGCCGAUUUUGAAGUACUCUUCUCUUGGCUUACAUGUCUAUCACUGGCUGGAAAAUGUCAAGUGGAUGUUAGCAACAGUUAUACGAAAUAGAGACUUUAAACUGAAAACAGGAAACUAUGCUCUAGCAAUUAUAAUAGAUAUAGCAUUAGGAAUCUUCGUAUUGCGACUACUGAGAUAUUAUAUCGAAGAUCAACCGUCACAGCUUCUUCUAAACAAUGCAGAGAAAGUUGUGGAGAGUCUAAAGGAGCUAAUUAAUUGGUUGAUGGGUGUACCAGCUGGCUUAAAGCUUAAUCACGUCUUAAACAAUACCAUGGGCAAAUUCUUCUUGUAUCAUAUACAGCUCUGGUGGACAUUUUUAAUAUUUUCAAAACCGCUUCUAGAUUUCGCGUUUGAAGUACUGCUCUUGUUUGGACGGCUUGGCAUCACAUUUCAAAUAUCCAUCGUCGCAGACCUUCUGGCUCUUGUCAGCUUUCACACGUACUGCAUUUACGUUUAUGCAGCAAGACUCUUCAAUAUUCAGCUGAGAGGAAUCACGGCUCUCUUUAGACUUUUCCUUGGAAAGAAGAAUAAUCCCCUACGCGAAAGAGUGGACUCUUGUCAAUAUCAGACGGAUCAGCUGUUUGUGGGAACGCUGUCAUUUACCAUUCUCCUGUUCCUAAUGCCCACAACGUGGGUGUACUACACUGUAUUUACUCUGCUCAGAUUAGCGUCUAUCGCAUUUGGCGGUUUUCUGACCAGACUGAAGUUCUAUCUACAAGUUAUGCCUGUUUACACCUUUUGGAGAUGGUUGAUGCGGUCUUACUGCACUUGUAGUAUCGUUGACAUCAGAUUACACCCUUCCUGUACGAAAGAAUUGACAGUAUUAUCGAUGACAAUGGUUGUGGCUCCUUGGAGACUUACGUGGAAAAAAUGCAUUCCAGACACAAUUAUUUGCUAUCCAUCCAUUGAGUGGUGCACAAUAUUGAAUAAUGUUAUAUGGGGUUAUUUAUUAUAUCCAUUAUAAAAAAAACAUCUUAAACAUUUUAAAUAUAUCAAUAUUUUUUUAU